CAGGUUCUACAGUCUCUGUUCGGACCUCACCUCGCUGCUUUGAUCAAGGCUCCGCCCUCUUCUGAUGACAUCACAGAGGGCUCUGCCAUUGAGCCGACAGCCCCGCCUCUUUCUGAGAGACCGAUCCUGAACCAGAACAACGACUCAAGCAAAUUGGUCCGCAGGCAGGGGGCGGUCCCUCAGCUCCUCCUGGACUUCCUGCGGACGCAGACCAAGACCGUGAGGCGGGGCAGGAAGUCCAUGUUUGGWGGGAGAGGAUGCUUUGGGAUGAAGYUGGACCGGAUUGGGUCCAUCAGCGGACUGGGCUGUUAGAGACGCAGACAGAGUUGGCAUUAGGCCAGGUUACCAUGGUAACUACACAGGCUCCGCCUUGGACAGUGACAUCACAACAGGAGGCCCUGAUGACCUCUGACCUCCAGGAUCAGACAUCAUGUUGUUACUGAUGAGCCUGCUGACGAAGACCGAAGAGUCUGACCUUUGACCCCUAGCUUAACUCAAGCCAGCAGGACAGAGUGUGUGUUAUAGUGUGUGUGUGUGUGUUUUGACAGCGCAGCUCUCCUCUUCUGCUGCUUCAUUACAGUUCAUCAAACUUUAAUUAUCAUUAUAAUUAUAUUAUAAAAUAAAUGUUUCUGUGGUGACUGAA
Messenger RNA from Austrofundulus limnaeus, 643 nucleotides. RefSeq names its product natriuretic peptide C-like 2 (gene nppcl2). The record is from RefSeq and is a predicted model, not a curated record. Gene Ontology annotation, biological process: cGMP biosynthetic process; receptor guanylyl cyclase signaling pathway. NCBI's taxonomy places the organism in Eukaryota, Metazoa, Chordata, Actinopteri, Cyprinodontiformes, Rivulidae. Gene Ontology annotation, cellular component: extracellular region. Gene Ontology annotation, molecular function: hormone activity.